Molecule: messenger RNA, 612 nt
Organism: Miscanthus lutarioriparius
Lineage: Eukaryota; Viridiplantae; Streptophyta; Magnoliopsida; Poales; Poaceae
Source: the annotation of a GenBank genome assembly
AUGGACAAUGUCCUCAUCAUGAACCGAUCAGCCAGCGGCUUUGAGUUCCGGGGGUGGGCGGCCGGCGACGACUUCCGGAGCUUCGCCAUGAGCGCGCUGCCGCCUGAGUCUCGCAGCAUCUACAGCUCCAUCCCGUACGUUUCGCCGCUGCCACCGUUCCAGUACCCGCCAUACCUGCACUCGUCGCUCUCCCUCCCUCCGCUGCAUCCUCGGCGCCUCACGCCUCGCCUCCCGCUCCCGCCGGCGGUAGCGGCGACCAUGACCAAGCACGCCGCGUCGGCGCCGGCCGCUGCUGCUAAGGGAAAGCCGUCGGCGGCGCCGAGGAGGACGGCGGGCUUAGGAGAGUACAAGAGGAAGAAGCCGCCGCGGACGCCGAGGGUCGAGGAAGAACCUCCUAGGGCGCAGCGGAGGAAGCCGCUGGAGCGGGCCACGCCGCUGCCGCCCGCGCCCGCGGUUCACGAGGCGCUGGACGACCUGGAGCGCCAGUUCACCACGGGGUUCGUCGAGGACCUCAUGCACGCGCUCGCGCCGCCGCCAAGCAGCCUGCCGCUGCCCACCUUCUCACUCGUCAGAGCUGCCACACCCAAGGCCGUGCCAUCCUGCACUGUGUAG